AUGGCUAAGAAAAUAGAGGUCUUCGUAAAUAUUGAAACAGAACAGCAAUUAGAGUACGUCCUGAAUCAAAAUCAAAAUCGGCUGAUCUGUGCUGAUGUGUACAACUCCUUCGCAGGGCCCUGCACAGUUCUUGACCACCUUUUUGUGAAAAUAAAACUUGACUGGAGCGAUGGGAACAUUGUGCUAUUAAGGGUGUUAAUUGAUGCAAUUCGGUUAUUGAAUCGUUUCCACAGUCAAAGCGAACCCGUUUUUCUAUUUAUUAUGAAUCGAAAAAUAACUCGAAUCUUCCGUGGAGUUGACAACAUGAGAUUUGCGCAGGCUGCGAAGUUAGAAAUAGAUUAUUUUAAACAAUUUCAAGAUGGUAAUCCAGUUGAUAGAGUGACAUAUGAUUUAGAUGAGGCAUCUCCAGAAGAAUUAGAAUGGCACGAAGGACUUAUGUUUGAGAAACAAGAAGAAGAUGCCAGAUCACAGGCUCGUAGAACGGAAAGACAAGCGGCUCGCAAGCGUCACAGGGCUGAAGUGAUGAUACCAUACUUGCAGCAUCUAAACUUCGUUUUGUACUGGCCACAUAUGAUCCACGCACAUCCUGAACUAUAUGAAAGAUGGGACGUUAACAAUAUCAUCAUGGUGGGUCGCGAAGAGAUUCAACUAACAAAGGAAAUGGCUUAUGAUGUGCUGUAUGCUGGUGACGCAGCGCUGAACGAGGCUUCCUUGCAUAUGCUACUCUCUGCACCAGCGUUAGCCAUAUGUUUCCGAUUGCUCGAUACGGAUAAACAUUUCGUUUCACUAGUGCGCAGAAUUCUAUAUGAAGAAGUGGCACCAAUAGACGAAACCAAAUCUUUAGAAGAUGUAAAUGCCCUGAAGACUGCUUUUGAUACAUAUAAGUCGUAUAGCUGUACAAGAGAGGAAAUUUUAAAGAAUCGUAGAGAUGCUCGUCUGAGGAAAAAGGAAGAAGUUGUAGAAAAAAGAACAAGAAGGUUGUCCGAGAUGCAAAGGUUAGCGAGACAAGCUAUUGAUGAAGCUAUACAAGCUAAAAGAGCCGCAAAGGAACUACAAAAGAUUCAGCUGCUUAAGAGUGGUAAUUUAUCGGCCUUGGAAAACUUGAAACAAGAACUUGAUGACGAUGGAGUGGACAUCGUAGUACCAGAGGCAUUGUCUGACUUAGAAGAGGAAAUAGACAGUGAGUCAGAAGACGAAAACGAGUACUUUCCACCCGCCAACCUCCUGAUACCAGGGUUCUAUGCUCCUCCCAAUGAUGUGGCGAAAACCAACGGCCUAGCCAUUUUAUUUCCUAAAAUUGUUUUGGAGAAGGUUACUCCGGAACCCGAGUUUCUACCACCACACGUCCUCGUCAUGUUUGAAAUGGAAAAACGUUAUAAAGCUAUCAAAGCCAUAUAUAAUCACAGGAGGGAAAUUAUACAUAUGGGUAUUUUUAAAACAACCAGCCCAAUCAACGCCUCUUAUCAUAUCGCAUACAGCGUCAAACAGUUUGAUGUCAUGCAGGGAAGCAAAUCCUACAAAUUGGACAAAUUAAGAUUGGCGUUCAUGGUCUCCGUGAAGUCUGAUCUGGCUUUGCUGGAGCUAGUUGGCAUCGGACCAGUGUAUGUCAGUCGCGACUCGACCACAGGAGAAGACGAGUGUGCGGCCUUGUUCAGUGUUGACUACGCCGAUAACUACCCGGAAUACGAAGACUUUGAAAAACCAUAGUUGUUGGAUAGAACGUUACUUUGCGGAAUUCCGCGAUCUAUAAUGAAUGUUAGACUUAACUUGCUAUAAUCCGCGAUGAGCUUUCGAAUCUGUACGGUGUAAUUUACAAUUUCUUCAAUCUUUAUACAGAUCGAAUUUUGUCGGACCGCGGUUGAUUGCCUUAUCUGGCGACAGAAGGGCUGGCCCAUUUUUUGCGCAAAGAAUUAGCCUGGCUGUUUAUCGUAGAAGUGCUGCCAACCUCCACACGGGCAUUCCCUUUACAGUAAUUGGCUUAUUUAUAAGUUUUAUUUUAACAUU
Messenger RNA from Pararge aegeria (speckled wood butterfly), 2004 nucleotides. RefSeq lists its product as uncharacterized. Lineage: Eukaryota; Metazoa; Arthropoda; Insecta; Lepidoptera; Nymphalidae. The transcript has 13 exons. The record is from RefSeq and is a predicted model, not a curated record. The coding region runs from base 1 to 1707 and encodes 568 amino acids.